AUGUCAGCUCAACAAUUAGGAAUUCUCGUCAGAUCUCAGCAAGAUCUCAAGCGGGAUUUGAAGUUACAAGGACAUGUUUCUAUUGUUGCCGUUCGGGUCUGCAAUGGCCAUAUGUUUGCUGUGAUUGAUGAACGAACUGUGCUACAUCAGCCUCUUUCGACGAACAAUAAACCCACUGAAAUCAAGGUCCCCGUUGGACCUGCUGAUACCCUUGCCAAUAUCUUCCUUUCUCCACUGGGACAACACUGCUUGGCUACCACAAAGCAGGGUGAAAACUUCUAUGUACAAGUGAAGUCGGGCGUUGCUUACUCACUAAAAAAGAUCAAGGGUGUACUGAGUAGUGUGGCGUGGAAUCCGGAAUGCAAUAAAGAUGGCGAAACGGGUCACAUUUUGCUAGGUACAACGCAAGGUGCGAUUAUUGAAACCACGAUAUCGUCAACUGGUGUGGCAAGUUUUGUGAAGGAGCAUACUUCGAGUUUUGGUGGCGAGAAGAAGCUUGGUAUUUCUGAUCUUUAUUUGUACAUGCUUAACGAUGAUAAUCCGAAAGCGGCAAAAUGGUUGAUGUUAGUCUGUCAGCCUGGUCGGUUAUACUCAGUCUAUGCUUCUAUUGAUACGUCUGCUCCAGCAAAAUCCAACUAUAUUGGAGCGGCAAACCUGCAGGCUGGGUGGAUCUCCAUGCCAGAAGCACCUCCUCAUAUAUUCCACCCAUUUUUCUCAACUAAAGAUUCUCAACAAAUAUGUUUGUCAAUGCAAAGCACAGUAUCGUCUCAAAGUCUUCAUGAAUUGAGUGCACUUCUGGUGUAUCCUCCUCAGGGAGAGGCUCAUCGUUUUCUCUGGAUGGGACCUGAUGGAAUAACAAUCGGAAAAAUUAAUCUUUUCGCUGACAAACCUCGAGAUAUUGUUGAAGAAGAAGAUCACAUGGAGCACAGGCGUUUCGAGGGCCGGCUCGAGCGUCCCACCGGAGUGUCGUUGACCGAUUAUCACAUGCUUCUUGCAUAUCCCAAUAGGCUCACAGCUUUGUCGAUUUAUACAAAAACUGUGGUAUACGAGGAUGUCUGGCCAACGGAGUUUGGUACUUCUCUCGGUUUGGUGAGCGAUCCAACAUCAGAGUUUCACUGGCUUUACACUAGUCAUGUGACGAUGAAAUACAAGCCAGUAGAUGAGAACAGAUACGUCUGGAGAGUGUUCCUCGAACGUGGAGACUAUGCCAAAGCUCUCAUGAUAGCUCGGAGUAGGUUAGAGAUUGAUCCUGAAGCUCACGAGCUGGUCUUGAAGCGGCAAGCAGACAAAUACAUAGCUGAGAAAAACUUCACAGCAGCUGCGGAAAUUCUGGCCCAAUCCACUGAGGCUUUUGAAGCUGUUGUCCUGAAGUUUAUGUCGGCUGAUGAUCCUAGACAUUUGGGAUUGAAGACUUUGCUGGAGAAAAAACUGGAUGUAAUGGUACGUCCCGAGGAUCGGCUGCGACGAGAAAUGCUGGUAAUAUGGCUUUUGGAAAUCCAACUAGCUGAAUUAGCGGAAGCACGACGUGAGGGUCGUGAACAGGAAAGUGCUGAUCUCGCUACUCAUUUGCAACGCUUCCUAAUGAGGAAGAACGUUCAUGACAGCGUGGUUGUCAAUAAAGAUGCUGUAUACAGUCUGAUGGCGUCACAUGCUGAUUUCGAUUCACAAUUAUUCCUUGCUAAACAGAUUGGAGAUUUCGAUAAAGUUAUUUCUAUUCAUUUGAUAAGGGAACGAUAUAUGGAAGCACUAGAAAUACUGAAAAGCCAGGCAAGAUCUCAACUUAGGUGUUGGCUUGCUGUUAUCCGAAUUCGAAUGUAUUCAGCAACGCAUGCGCUCAAGUACCUUGAGUGGGCUGUGACAAAUCACGGUGCUGCCGAGGACACAGCACUCCAUAAUCUUCUUCUCCUUCUAUACGCCCGGUUUCGACCGAGGCGCCUCCACGAAUAUCUUACAAAGUGCGGUUUUGACAAGACGGCUGUGCCAUAUGAUCUCGAUUUUGCUUUGAGAACAUGUGAACAAUACAAGCUGGAGAAGUCAACCGUGUAUUUGUACUGCGUAUCAGAGAUGUUCACUGAUGCUGUCGAUCUUGCUCUGAAGGCGUUCCCGGAUAAUGGUGUGACAAUAGCGAAGGAGUGUGCGCAUAUGAUGGAUCCGGAUGAAGAAGAUGUUAUAAUGGGGCUUGAGCCAAAAUUCUCUGUGGAGUACAGAAGAAGGAUAUGGUUGAAAAUCGCUUCCUUCGUUAUUGGUAAAGGCGAAAACGCGGCAGAUAGCCUAGCCUUGUUGAAGGAGUCAGGAGACGUUAUUUCGAUCCAGGACAUUCUCCCAUUCUUCCCUGACUUCACGGAAAUCAAAGACUUCAAGGAGCCUCUCUGUGAGUGUCUAAAGGAACACUCCAUCAAAAUCCAGGAGCUUCAACAAGCUAUGAAGGAUGCCACACUCAUGGCCCAGGAGAUCCGGGAAAAGACCGAACGUCUUCGAGAUCGGGUGACCAUCGUGAAGGCUGGAGAUGUGUGCGCUAAAUGUGAGCGCUCACUGGUUGGGAGGCCUUUUCAUGCUCAUCACUGCCGACAUUUCUUUCAUCGAGAGUGCUUGGAAGAAGAAAUGAUGCCGUUCCUGAGUGAGGAAUCAAAAGCCCGCCUCGCUGAUCUUGAAGCCACCGAGAAGAGGUUGUUUGCGCAGCUUCAAGCUGCCGACCGAGUCCCUUCAGCUACCGACAAGUUCGCUGAUGAGAGGAAGGCACGUUUCAUGAAGGUUACUUGCGAGAUUAAUGAAAUAAUUGGUACCCAGUGUCCGUUGUGUGGAUUGACUGCUAUCGAAUUAAUCGAUAAGCCCUUCUUCACGGAUGAACAAUUCGAAGCGGAUCGCGAGUCCUGGGAGAUUGAAUAA
Molecule: messenger RNA, 2886 nt
Organism: Haemonchus placei
Lineage: Eukaryota; Metazoa; Nematoda; Chromadorea; Rhabditida; Trichostrongylidae
Source: the annotation of a GenBank genome assembly